AAACUGUCUCCCUCACAGCCAUCUACUUUAAAUACAGGCUACAGAGCAUGGGUGUUCAGCUAUAGUUGAUGAAAAAUACCUCAAUCUUGAGUUAGAAUUUUGCAGAUCUACAAAAAAAAAAAAAAAAAAAAAUCAACUGGAACUUCAGGCCAAAACUUUGGUCACUGUCAAUUUUAUUGAAAUUUAAUAACUCAUUGUUAACAGAAAAUGGGUUUGCGAGGCACUGCCUUUCUGCUCCAGUGUUACCUGAUGUUGGCAGCAGCCAUGUAUUUUGAUCUCGGAGAACAGGAGGAAAAAUGCAUCAUAGAGGAGAUUCCUGAAGACAUGCUGGUCAAUGGUUACUUCUUGUUGGAGCCUUGGGAUUUGAAGGCGUUCUCCCACUCCCCUCACCUCGGCGUCACUGUGACAGUCAGAGACCCAAACCAUGAGGUUUUGAUGUCCAAACGCUAUGGUAAAUUUGCCAAAUUCACCUUCACAGCUCACACCUCUGGUCAGCACUUCCUCUGCUUCCAAACCAACUCCACAAGGUUUUCUGUCUUUGCUGGACAGAAGCUGAAGCUACAUUUGGAUGUUCAGAUGGGAGAGCAUGCCAUUGACCCUAACAAAGACAAGGCCAAAGAAAACUUGGAGACUCUGGAGAACAGCCUCAGCCACCUCAUAGAUCAAAUGAUGUACAUCACCAGGCAGCAGGAGUACCAGAGGGAGAAAGAGGAGGUGUUUCGUCAGAUCAGUGAGGACACCAACAGUAAAGUGCUCUGGUGGGCUGUGGUGCAGACCUCUGUGCUGCUGUCCGUUGGUUUUUGGCAGAUUAAACGACUCAAAGACUUCUUCAUCGCCAAGAAGCUGGUCUGAGGAUGACCUCCGACCUGUCAGCUCUGAGCCUGAUGACCUUGAACCAUGUCCCACUUGUACUUGUGUAUAUACUACAACAAGUAUAUCUGAUGCAUGAAAACACUUAAAACCUAAAAGCUUUCUUCUCCUAUUGCAGCUGGUGACAUGGAUUUAGCUUAUAAGGUUAAAAACUAUGUAUGGAUAAAAUGAUUAAAUUGUGUGGGUCUGAGAUGAUGACCAUGUCAAAACUACAGUAAUUUUUCUUUUUCUUGUCCUCCUCAUUGUUGUUUUUCACCUCUGCUGCCCUUAAAACUGGACUACAUGGCUAAAGCAAAUAUGUACAACAUAUAAAAAUGUCUCUCAGGACUGAACACAAAACAACACAGAAUAUUCAAUAAU
Molecule: messenger RNA, 1230 nt
Organism: Epinephelus moara (kelp grouper)
Lineage: Eukaryota; Metazoa; Chordata; Actinopteri; Perciformes; Serranidae
Product: transmembrane emp24 domain-containing protein 11
Exons: 6
Coding region: 208-852 (214 amino acids)
Biological process (GO): intracellular protein transport; endoplasmic reticulum to Golgi vesicle-mediated transport; Golgi organization
Cellular component (GO): Golgi apparatus; endoplasmic reticulum-Golgi intermediate compartment; COPII-coated ER to Golgi transport vesicle
Source: RefSeq, a predicted model, not a curated record